AUAAUCUCUCUAUACAUUUGACUAUUAUAUGUGGUGUGUGUGCACACGCGUGUAAGAUAGACAGGUGAAAUUCUGACACAAGAAUGAAGUACAAGGCUGUCACUCCUAGACAAGAUGAGGUUACCAGGGAAUCAGAACCCUGCAAGCCAAGCCAAUGUGUCAUUUAUCCGGUGAAUUCAGAUAUGAUAGCUGAGGAUGUGGAAAGAAUAAACAAGAACUGGAUUGUUUGGACAAAAGCUACUAAGGAUUUGAUUGUGCAAGUUGGAGAUUAUAGCUUCCACUUACAUAAGCUUCCCAUGGUGUCGCGAAGUGGGUAUUUGAAUAGGCUUGUGUUUGAAAGAAGAAAUGGAUCAGAGAAAGGAAGCAACCAGAAGAUCCGGCUUGAAAACUUUCCUGGGGGAAGCGACACUUUUGAACUAGUGGCGAAAUUCUGUUAUAGAUGGAAGAUUGAUGUCACAGCAGAGAAUAUUGCUCCAUUACACUGUGCUGCACAUUUCUUGGAAAUGAGUGAUGAUCUUGAAUCAGGAAAUCUCAUUUCAAAAACGGAGGCCUUCAUCAGUUAUGUAAUAUUCUCGUCAUGGAAAGGCACAUUUCAGAUUCUGAAGAGUUGUGAAUCUUUAUCUUUCUGGGCCAAAGAACUGCAAAUCCUGAAACAGUGUUCAGAUGCCAUCGCUUGCAAGGUCUGCACAGAGCCAAAAGCAUCAGUUUUUGUAGACACUGGAAAGGUUGAGGAAAUGGCUGAGAAUUGGUGGUUUGAAGAUGUUUCAGCUCUCCGUAUAGAUCAUUUUAUUGAAGUGAUUGAAUCCAUUAAGAGACGAGGGAUGAAAUCAGAACUUGUGGGGUCAUGCAUAGAGCUUUGGACGUCAAGGUGGCUAUCUAGAGUUAACAAUGAACUUGAAAAUGAGAUCCCAAGUCAUCUCAACCAGCAGUUGCAAAGAGUGACAGUAGAAAGUUUGAUCAGGGUACUUCCAGUGGAGGAAUAUUCAGUUUCUUGCAAUUUCCUACUUCAGCUGGUCAAGCUGGGGCUCUUGAAGAAAAUUAACCUUGAAUUAUUGAAUCAGAUUGGGAAAAGAAUAGUUUCCAUGCUGGAGCAAUGCCAGGUUCAGGAUCUGUUGGUUAAGAAUGAUGUGGAUGAUGAUACAACUUAUGAUGUGAGGAUUGUUAUUAGGGUGGUCGAGUGCUAUGCUAUGCUUGCUAUAAAGCAUCCAGCUCCAAGAAUACAUGCUGUUGGAAGGCUGCUGGAUGGAUAUCUCACUUUAAUUGCGCAGGAUAAGUACCUUACAGUUAAAGGUUUCCGGUCUCUUGCUGAAGCAUUGCCAAAAAGUGCUCGAUUUUGUGACGACAACCUUUACAGAGCUAUAGACAUGUACCUCAAGGCACACCCUUUAUUAGAGGAAGAGGACAGGACAAGUGUCUGUAGGGCAAUGGACUACAAUAAACUAUCACAAGAAGCGCGACAGCAUGUAAUGAAGAAUAACCGGUUGCCAUUACAGAUUACAACACAGGCUAUGCUUCUUGAACAAGUACACUCGACAAGAUCAAUAAUGACAGGUUUCGGUUCAAAUUACCGAAGGACCAAGGCACAGACAAUUAUCAGAGUGAGUAAAGGUCUGGAGAAGGAACAGAUGACAUCCAUGAAAGAGAUCAAGAUGAUGAGAAAAGAGGUCGAGACUAUGAAGAUGCAACUCAAUAAACUGCAAAUGUGUAAAAUGAAGAUUCAGAAACAGAUGGGAAAAUGCAUUAAGUAGGAUAUCAAAUCUGAUUCUCUCUGAAAUUCUAACACUGUUGGAUUAGAUCUGAGUUUAAUGUUGAUGAUGGCAAAUUUCUUUGUUGGACUGGCACUAUCAGUUACCAAGAAAUAAAGAAAUUAAUUCCAU
Molecule: messenger RNA, 1877 nt
Organism: Rubroshorea leprosula
Lineage: Eukaryota; Viridiplantae; Streptophyta; Magnoliopsida; Malvales; Dipterocarpaceae
Source: the annotation of a GenBank genome assembly